AUGGCGUCGACGGUGUGUGUUUCGAGGUGCCGACUUUUAGCAAAAUUAGAAUUAAAUCGUGGUUUGUGUGUGUCGCCGAUAUUUAGGGAUUUUUCAAAUAACAGGGAGUCAUGGUGCCGGCGGUGGCGACCGGCUCGGAGGUCGUUUUUCACAAGUGUAUGCGCUCACGGAUCAAAAACUCCUUCAAAAGUUGAUCACGAGAAAUCUGACGAUGUGACGGUAACAUACCGGCGCGGACUUCCCGUGAUCACGGUGCCGCUGCCGUCGCGCCGCGAGCGAUGCCGCUUCACGCUGCGGCCCGUCUCGCAGACCGUCGGCGACCUUCUUGAGCAGGUCAAAGCAGAAGACCGCGGCGUGGAGCGAGCCACGGCGCUGGCGGCAGACGAGCGCGUGCGCAUCGCGUCCAGCGACACCGUCGAGUCGCUGCUCGAGAACGACUUCCGGCUCAUCAUCAACGACACCGAGUACUACGUCAAGAGCCCCUCGCAGGAGCGGCUAAGCACGGAAGAGAUAACUCAGCUGAGCGACGUUCGGAACCUGGUGAACCAACUGUAUGAGGCUCUCAACGUGCGCGAGCACCAGAUCCGUAAAGAGAGGGAGAUUCGUGCGCAACUCGAGAAGCUCACUGCGGAAAUACAGCCACUAGAGGAGAAGCGGCUAAGCCUAGAAGUGGAGACGACCCGGCGCACCUCUGCGCUGACGUGGGUCGGGCUCGGUCUCAUGGGCGUUCAGUUCGGCGUGCUAGCCCGGCUCACCUGGUGGGAGUACUCCUGGGACAUUAUGGAGCCUGUAACGUACUUCGUUACCUACGGGACAGCGAUGGCCGCUUAUGCUUACUUCGUGUUAACGAAACAGGAAUACAUAUUACCCGAUGUGAAAGAUAGGCAACACCUGCUGACGUUGCACAAAAAGGCGAAAAAGAUCGGGCUGGACAUCAACCAGUACAAUCAUCUGAAAGAUGAGAUAGACAAGCUGCAGAAGGACCUAGCUCGGCUGCACGACCCGCUCCACAUCCACAUCGCGCCGAAGCCGCACGCGCACGCCGCGGCCAAGCGCUCGCCGCUCACCAAGAUCAAGGACAUGCUCGAGGAGACCGGCAAGAAGAUGAAGAUCACGUAAUAUUGGCUCACCCUCGCGCGGCGCUCGCGUACGUAAUAUGUACUUUUAUUAUAGGGCGAUGGUUAGUUGAUUGUGGAAGAUUGGUAAUUGUAACUUUGGCUGAUUUAGCGUCACGUGGACCGACCACGCGGCGCAAUCCGCACCGGACUAAUAGGUAUUAAGUUCAGGAAGCGUUUUAUAGUAAAGCGGACAGGUCUGCGCCGCGCGGACGACAACUUCAUACAAAUUAGUUGCGCGGAUCGCUCCGCGUGAUUGGUCCGAAUAACACUUAAACAAGCCUUUUUAAUUUGGCUGCUGAAACGCCGUGCGGCAUCAUAAAUCAUGCGUAUAGAGGGUAGAGUAAAGGAGAAAAUCUUAUGGGAAAACUGUUGCAAAAGUUCCCAACUGUCAUCCAUAAAUAACAGUUUCAAAUCUCUCGAGUGGCGCUAUAGAAGCUAUGGGGCAUGCGAGGCACUUAGCCGUUAUCGACAGUGUAAAGUACGCUUUCAAACAUUCUUGGAAUUGUGGUGCCUACUUAACGUAUUUUCGGCAGAAGCUCUUUCAUACGCGGAGUGAUCUCUUUACUUCUACCCUCCAUAAUUAUGUGGCUACUUCGGUUACCACUAAACUAUUAGACUAGUUAUUCUGACAGAAGCGGUACAACUUAUUUUUACACCUCUUCUACAAUUAACAAUUACUCGCAACAAAGUAUAACGAUAAAGUACACGUUGGAUUAUUGCUUUUUGAUAACUCGAAACGAUCGACAGUGACCAUUAUUUUAUUUGCAAAGGCCUUUGCCUUUACUGACUAUCGUCAAUGCGAUCUUUACUAAAUGACGUCUUUGUGUAAAGUUAAUGUGCACAUUGUGAAUACAUUGAACUUCGGAACAAUGUAACGACUUAAGGUAUAUGAAUGUAAUACAGGAACUGACGUAAAAAUCAUUUGGUUGGCGCCCGUUACCUAAUGUAUAGAAAUAUUCUAGGAAAAAAUAUGUAUUUCGAAUUAGUUUCACAUGCUCAGAAAUUGUUUCCUAUUUUAAAUUAAGUUACAUUAUUUAAACAUUAACCUUUAGAAUUACCUUUUAUUAGUGAAAUCUUUUAAUCUCAACCAUGAAUUUAAACAGAAAAAUGUUGCAAUAAAUAUUUAUCCUAAUAUUGUUCACAUCACAAACCAUUAAAGGGCAUACUUUGAAUCAGUGCCAAUAGUUAUAAUUCUCGUCUCCUUGAGUCAACUCUAUCAUACUAACGUAGCUAGUGAAGUUAUCGAAUUCUAGUCCUUAAAUAAUAAUCUGAGUACCUUCCUAUGUUUUUUGGUACUCGAAAUGUAGGACCCUUGCCAUACUGUUCUGAACAAUUUACGGUUCAUUCACAUGACUUACAAAAACUAUCGAACCAUUUAUUGACAAUGUUUUAAGUCAUGUGAAGACACCUUGACCUACGAAAAAAAUAUUGUUAAUGUAAUAAGAAUCGAUGAUUGUAAUAUUCGCGCAAAAUUAGUUUGUACAUGUUAUGCUUGAUUUUAUAAAAAGGAGCUUUUUAGUGUUUAUUAAAAAUAUUGAAUGAUUAAAUUUAAAUUAUAAAAUUAGGUAAUAUAAAAUAAUAUAAAAUGUAUAAUUAAAAGUUUUAUAAAAACUAUUUUGUGUUUCGUGCGUCUAAAAUGCUAAGGUCUACUAACAUUUAUGAAGUCGAUUCACGCUGGUGUUUAUUCUGAUUGCCAGUAACUUUCAAGCACGGACGCCGGAGUGUAUAAGGACUACUUAGGAAAUAAUUUGGUUUUUCAAUUGACAUUCUUAUAUUUCCCUCCUUUCGCGACGGAAAUGAUACGCGCGGAAGUAAAAGCUUAUAUUUAUUGGUCUACCACUUAACUGAAUUUGUAACCAACAACAAACCACUUUGUCGCUAGUAAAUGGCGCAAAAUAAAAAAAAUGUAUGAGUAGUCAAUGCCUAUUUUUUUUUUGUAAGUGAGUGUAUCAUUUAUAUUUUGUAAUCUUUUUAAGUGGUAGACCUGUAACUUGUCGGACUAAUUGUGUCUUUAAAGCCAGUUUUAUAAAAUAAAACACGCCGUAGGUUAAAUAAUGGCUGUGAAGUAAAUGUAAAAAAUACAUUUUUCAGUCCAUACUAUUGUCCGUAUUUCGUAGCGGACUCAUUUAGUCAUUAGUGUAUCAAGUCGCGGGUUAACUUUAAACAUUGUAUUUGAAUUUUUAAUAAAUAGAAGAAAAUUAUUUAUUUCCAGUUGCGAUGGCUUCUUACACUAACACAUUAGAAUGCCCUCUAUAUACCAACUUACAUUUUUUAUACACAAGCUUAUUCAUUAUAAAUUUAGGAAUCAUAUUUUGGCUUCAUCAUAGAUGAAAUGAUGUUUCCAGGACCAUUACGAACGAUUGAUUUAGCUACUACCUACGCACAAAUCGUAUGUAAUGAACGUAUUUCCAUAAGUAGUAGGUACCCAUUUUAGCAAUUUUGUACAGAUUUAGACGGACCCUAUGGCGACCUCCUCACAUUAGAGUAAUUAGAGUCUCAGCGGAAAGAGAAUAGUCAGAGAAUAAAAUAGAUACUUAUAUUCAACGACUCUUUUCUUUACGCGCUGAUUUCAUCAAGUAAGGUGUCGCUCAGAUAAGAACACGCACAUAGACUAAGACUUACUUCUCCGUGAGUAUUAACAAACGUUUGUGCAUUUUAAAACUAGUCUCGAAUGUUGCAAUAAAGGUAUUUGAAUGAAUUCUGCAACACACUCGUUGUUAUACUCAUGAUGGAACAAUAUUCUCACAUAAGACUCGCUCCAGUUAUUGGAGCUAUAGUUGUGAUGUACUACAACAUUUUCUUGAGCGAGAGAAUUCCCCAUAUAAAACGGAGAACGUUCCAGAACAGCACAAGUCUGUCUGGAGCUGCUCGGGCCUAAACCCCGUCAUGUAAUAUACUGUACUCGUAUUAAAAACUAGCUGUAAGCUCGCACACACACGUUCUUCGCUCAACCUAGUUAGCUUUCUCUUGUGAUUUGCGAAUUUGCCUUUUAGAAUCUUUUUCUAUCUAACCUAGGUAUAGAAUUUUAUAUAAUAACGAAUAAGAUGGAGCCAAGCUUCAGUUGAUGUGACUAUAGUUUAUUUACUGUAGUUCAAAUGUUUAUAUUCGGAAAGGUUGAAUAAUUUUGUAUUUACGAAUUUAAACAAGUGUUUGAGUUGGAAACAUUAUCGGCCUGUUAUUUUUGGAGGUCUACAAUAGUGUGCAAUAGUUUUAGAAAGUUAACUCUAACAAGAUUUGUUAUGUAGUCGCAAAUACCAAUUAUGUAGUUUUUUUAAGUUCGGGAGUGAUUGGGUGCGGUAGAUAUUUAUAUUUUAUUUCUUUUAAAACGAAUCUGACAAUGUAAAAAAAUCUCAUUUACUUUAUUUAAUUGUAUGCCUUUAUAUUAUUUUUUAGUUUAUAUUUCUUAUGUAUUUUUAAUAAGUCAAAAAAUAUACACUCCUUGCACUAAAAAUGUACCUACUUUAUUGAUUAACCUAGAAAUCUAAA
Molecule: messenger RNA, 4604 nt
Organism: Leguminivora glycinivorella
Lineage: Eukaryota; Metazoa; Arthropoda; Insecta; Lepidoptera; Tortricidae
Gene: MCU
Product: calcium uniporter protein, mitochondrial
Exons: 8
Coding region: 1-1119 (372 amino acids)
Biological process (GO): mitochondrial calcium ion homeostasis; calcium import into the mitochondrion
Cellular component (GO): mitochondrial inner membrane; uniplex complex
Molecular function (GO): uniporter activity; calcium channel activity
Source: RefSeq, a predicted model, not a curated record